AUGACUAACAAUACUACAUCCCGUUGCAGUGAUUAUCGUCUCACCACCAAUAGCCCUGCUUAUCCCCCCGCAACCCCUCUCUCUCGAUACUUCGACCCAGAUACAUCCGUCAUAUACCCGGAGGUCAUGGAGCCGCCCUUUCCAUCUAUUCCGGAAAUGGAAGAAGAUUAUUAUUCGGCGGAUGGAGUUGAAGAUGAAGGGGAAUGGGUCAAUGGGAUGGUGGAUUCGGUGGUGAAGUGGGUGGUGGAACAGCCUGGUGCCUUGGCUCUGGCUUGGUUGGAUCUAAUAAGCGCCACGAGCGGACUUGAUCGCGAAGAAGUUCAGUCGUUCAUUUUCGUCUAUCAUGUAAUCUACCGUUCAUAUGUAUCGCUGUAA
Aspergillus niger is the source of this 375-nucleotide messenger RNA. RefSeq lists its product as uncharacterized. The record is from RefSeq and is a predicted model, not a curated record. The transcript is spliced from 2 exons. The coding region runs from base 1 to 375 and encodes 124 amino acids. NCBI's taxonomy places the organism in Eukaryota, Fungi, Ascomycota, Eurotiomycetes, Eurotiales, Aspergillaceae.